Molecule: messenger RNA, 2734 nt
Organism: Nicotiana attenuata
Lineage: Eukaryota; Viridiplantae; Streptophyta; Magnoliopsida; Solanales; Solanaceae
Product: pentatricopeptide repeat-containing protein At4g21065-like
Exons: 1
Coding region: 136-1944 (602 amino acids)
Biological process (GO): RNA modification
Molecular function (GO): zinc ion binding; protein binding; RNA binding
Source: RefSeq, a predicted model, not a curated record
AUUUACUAUCUCUGCCAACAAACUUUUGUUAGUGAAUUUAUGAAAGAAUGAUAAAAAUAACAGCUUGAAAGUUUCAUAUUAGAGAAAGACAAAAUCAUAUAUUAGCGUUUCUCGCCAUUGAUGGCAUCUAACUAGAUGAAUCAUUUGCCCUCCAAAACAAAGCUAUUCUGUUCACUUCACAAACCCAUCAGCAGGAAACGAGCAGCAGAGCAAAACUGCUUAUCUCUCCUCCAACUCUGCAAUUCUCUUCCAAAACUCCUUCAACUCCAAUCCCAUAUCUUCAAAUUGGGCCUACAAAAUAACCCACUUGUCCUCACUAAAUUCACCUCUAUUUCCUCUGACCUCAACGCCAUUACCUAUGCUUCAUCAUUUAUUUUUUCCACAUAUGUCGAACCCCAUUUCUUUGAUGUCUUUCUUUUCAACACCAUUAUCAGAAGUUACGCUGUAACUAGUGAUUUAAAGCAUAAUGCUUUGUGUUUGUAUGGUAAAAUGUUAAGUUAUGGUAUUUGGCCUAAUAAAUUUACGUACCCUUUUGUUCUUAAGGCUUGUGCUGGUAUUGGUGAGUUGAAAUUAGGCCAGAUUGUUCAUGGGUCGGUGGUGAAACUUGGGUUUCAUGAUGAUUCUCAUGUUUUGAAUACUAUGGUUCACAUGUACUGUAGUUGUGGUGGUGGGGUUGAGUACGGGCGGAAGGUGUUUGAUGAAAUGCCUAACUGGAAUUCAGUAGGGUGGAGUGCUAUGAUAGGUGGUUAUGUGCGAUGGGGUUUGUCUAGUGAGGCUGUAGAGUUGUUUAGAGAAAUGCAGGUUGCUAGGGUAGCACCCGAUGAAGUUACGAUGGUUUGUUUGUUGUCUGCGUGUACGGACUUGGGUGCCCUCGAGCUAGGGAAGUGGCUCGAAGCAUAUAUCGAGAGGGAGAACGUUCCGAAGAGUGCUGUUCUUUGGAAUGCUCUAAUUGACAUGUUUGCGAAAUGUGGUGAUGUUGAUAAAGCUUUGAGUUUGUUCAGGAGCAUGAGUCAAAGGAAUAUUGUUUCUUGGACUUCUGUAAUAGAUGGUAUGGCGAUGCAUGGCCGGGGAGCUGAGGCUGUUUCAUUAUUUGAGGAGAUGAAGAAAGAUGGGGUUGUACCUGAUGAUGUUUCCUUUAUUGGGUUACUUACUGCCUGUAGCCAUUCGGGUUUAGUUGAGCAAGGUAAGGGAUACUUUUAUUCGAUGACAAAGGAAUUCGGGAUUUCACCAAAGAUAGAACACUAUGGAUGCAUGGUUGAUCUGUUAUGCAGAGCUGGACUUGUUCAAGAAGCAUUGGAUUUUGUUCAGAGAAUGCCCAUUAAACCAAACCCAGUAAUUUGGAGAACACUUAUUACUGCUUGUCGUGCUCAUGGUGAGCUGAAGCUUGGUGAAAAAAUAACAAAAGAGUUGAUAAAACAUGAGCCUACGCAUGACUCUAAUUACGUACUGCUUUCUAACAUUUAUGCAAAAAUGUUUUCUUGGGAGAAGACGACCAUGAUUAGGGAAGUUAUGGUGAAGAAGGGAAUGAGAAAGGUUCCAGGGAGCACUAUGAUUGAGCUGUACAAUGAAAUCUAUGAAUUUGUGGCAGGAGAUAAAAGUCAUAGUGACUACAAGAUUAUUUUUCAGAUGGUGGAUGAUAUUGGGAAGGAGAUUAGCAGAGCUGGAUAUAUUGCUUCAACAUCAGAAGUGCUACUUGAUAUUGAUGAAGAAGAUAAAGAGGGUGCUUUAAAUAGGCAUAGCGAAAAGCUUGCUAUUGCAUUUGCUCUUAUGAAGACGCCUCCUGGGACUCCUAUCCGGAUUGUGAAGAACUUACGAGUCUGUGAAGAUUGCCACUCUGCAACUAAAUUCAUUUCAAAGACUUACAAGCGAGAAAUAUUGGUCAGGGACAGGAACCGAUUUCACCGCUUCAUAGAUGGGGUUUGCUCAUGUAAAGACUUCUGGUAGCUUAAUGUGCUUGAAGCUGUAAUCAAUCAAUCAUGGCAAGCCAGGAGGUCCUUUGCUUAUGAGCAUUGAUAGCUGAGCGGAUUAUCCAAUAUGCAUAAUCUUCUUGUAUAAAUGAUGGAACUAAAAGUAUGAUGCUACAAAAAAAAGACCUUUUGGGACGUCCAAAAUCCAGAAAACCUGUGGGACAUCAUCUUGGCUGUGUUUCACCUCAGAGUUUCGUUGUAUCUUUGUCUAUCUGUGGAGGCAUUGCUUGGGUGACAUGUAGGAUGUUGCUAAUCAGGGCAUGGUUGGCUUCCUUAAACGUCGUCAUGAAGGCAGGUACACACAAUUGGUUCUCUUUGACUUGUGGCGUGACAGCAAACCUGAGCACAGGUGACGGUUGCAUAAGCAUUGUACAAUUGACAAACAAAAUAGUGCUCAUAACAGUAGUUGAAGUACACAUAGUAAAUUUAUCUUAAUUCAUUAAGUUGCUUUGAGAAAGGGAGCCUUGGCGCAACAAUAGAGUUGGUGUCGUGUGACCAGGAUGUACUUGUUCAAGUCGUGGAAACAACUUCUUACAAAAAUAUAAGGUAAGGCUGCAUGUAAUAGACUGAAUAUGGUUCGGCCCUCCCAGGACCCCAUGCAACGCAGUAGCUUUGUGCAUUGGGCUGCCCCUCAAAUAAAUGCUUUGUGCGGUUAAAUGUUGUAUUUGAAAAUGCUUUUGCGUAAAUUGUAACGGAGGAAAAUUCAGGAACUUGAUCCUCAUUUUACUGUAAACCCAUUUUUCUUAGAUUGAGAAUAUGAUAUGAUC